CGUUUUAAACAUAACAGUUUUUUUCAAGUAAAACUUUAGUACAAAAAUUUACACUGUAUGAUUUAUAAUGGGACAACAUCUCUCAGAACCUGCAACAACAAAGGAAACAUCUGUCAUCUCUAACUCUCAUUUCCAAUGUGCUUCAUCGUCAAUGCAAGGCUGGAGAAUUAACAUGGAGGAUGCUCAUACAAAUAUUCUUUCAAUGAAAGAGGAUAAAGAUGCUGCUUUUUUUGCUGUUUUCGAUGGACAUGGAGGAUCACAUGCAGCUGCCUAUUGUGGAGAACAUCUUCAUAAAUAUAUAUUAGGAACUGAAGAUUACAAGUUAGGAGAUUAUGUGAAUGCACUAAAAAGAGGUUUUCUCCAAUGUGAUAGUGAAAUGCAAUUAGAUCCUAGAAUAGAAACAUCUGGUGCUGCUGCUGUGUGUGUUCUAAUCAAAAAUAAAACAAUAUAUUGUGCUAAUUGUGGUGAUUCACGAGCUAUUGCAUCAGUUGGUGGUAUUGCACAAGAACUUUCACAUGAUCAUAAACCUAAUGAUGAAGAAGAAGCAAAAAGAAUAAUUGCAGCAGGUGGCUGGGUGGAGUUUAACAGAGUAAAUGGAAACCUUGCUUUAUCCAGAGCUAUGGGUGAUUUUGUGUUUAAAAGAAAUUCAAAAUUAUCUCCUGAGGAGCAAAUAGUGACUGCCUAUCCUGAUGUGAUUGUGGAAGAAAUAGCUCUAGAUCAUGAAUUUAUUGUUUUAGCGUGUGAUGGAAUUUGGGAUGUAAUGACAAGACAAGAAGUCGUUGAUUUUGUUCGAGUUCGCUUAGCAAAUCGUGAAUCUCCUGAACGUAUAGUAGAAAAAUUGCUUGAUCACUGUCUCGCUCCUGACUGUCAAAUGGGAGGAAUAGGCUGUGAUAAUAUGACUGUUAUACUUGUUUGCAUCCUAAACGAGCGGUCUUUAGAUUUGUUAGCUGAGAAAUGUUCCCGACCUCCUAAGGUUUAUGCACUGGACUCUGAUCAAGCUUUUCAAAUAAAAAAAGAUAACGAUAGCGGAGAUAAAGAACAUGGCGGAGACAAUGUAUUAACUAUAAACGAAGUCUUAGCGUAAAUUUUAUGGAAUUUAGAUUAUUCAAUAAUGAAUAUAGUUUUUUUUUUUAGUUCCUAUUAAUUUAUAUUAGAUAUUAUUUUAAUGUGUCUCUACUUAAAGUAGUAGAACUGAAGAACCUUGAUUGAACCCAUUAGACUUCUCAAAAUAAAAUUUUAUUAGCCAUAUAAAGUUCUGGUGGAAAAUUUUUACUUUUUAACCAUUUUUUUUUUAAUUUAGCGUUUUGAUUUAACUUUUUGUAUACAUAGUUCUUUUUUUAAUAUUUUAUCAAUUCUCACGUUUUUAAAAAAAAUUGUUCUUUUAAUUUUGAAUGUUUAAGUUUUUUAUACUGUAAUAUUUUAUGUGAUAUUUUUGCACAUGUUUUUUAUGUGAUUUAAAACGUGAACAUGUAAAAACUUAUUGAUAAGCAUUUUACGACAAAAAUAAACAGAAAAAGUACUGAAAAA
This is a messenger RNA of Hydra vulgaris (swiftwater hydra), 1527 nucleotides long. RefSeq names its product probable protein phosphatase 2C T23F11.1. Gene Ontology annotation, molecular function: cation binding; protein serine/threonine phosphatase activity. Gene Ontology annotation, biological process: protein dephosphorylation. The record is from RefSeq and is a predicted model, not a curated record. NCBI's taxonomy places the organism in Eukaryota, Metazoa, Cnidaria, Hydrozoa, Anthoathecata, Hydridae.